This is a messenger RNA of Loa loa (African eye worm), 1590 nucleotides long. Its product is annotated as CBR-WHT-8 protein. Gene Ontology annotation, cellular component: plasma membrane. The transcript is spliced from 12 exons. The record is from RefSeq and is a predicted model, not a curated record. Gene Ontology annotation, molecular function: ATP binding; ABC-type transporter activity; ATP hydrolysis activity. The coding region runs from base 1 to 1590 and encodes 529 amino acids. Lineage: Eukaryota; Metazoa; Nematoda; Chromadorea; Rhabditida; Onchocercidae.
AUGGUAAAAGUAAAUGGUAAAAUAGUUGGUCGAAAAAUUACUAAAGUUUCCGCUUAUAUUCAACAGCAAAAUUUAUUCAUCAAUUCAUUAACAGUUCACGAACAUCUCAAUUUACAAGCAGCUUUACGUUUACCGUCAUCAUUUACAAAACGUGAAAAAGAAUUGCGUGUAAAACAAGUAAUCGCAGAUUUGGAAUUGGAACGUUGCGUUAAUUCACGUAUUGGUAUAUCAGGUAUCGAAAAAGGUAUCACAAGCGGUGAAGCAAAACGUUUAUCAUUUGCAACAGAAAUUUUAACAAAUCCAUCAUUACUAUUUGCUGAUGAACCAACAACUGGUAUUGAUUCUUUUAUGGCAUAUCAUAUUGUAAAGGUUCUUGAACGAAUGGCAUCUGAAAAUGGUAAAACAAUUAUUUGUACAAUUCAUCAACCAGCAUCUGAUACAUUUGAAAUGUUUGAUCGAGUAGUUCUUCUUGCUAAUGGAAAAAUUGCUUUUCUUGGUUCUCCCUCAGAAGCUUUACGAUUUUAUGCUGAUGUUGAUUAUCCUAUUCCGGCUCAUACUAAUCCGGCUGACUUUUUUAUUCAAACAUUAGCUAUUGUUCCGGGAGAAGAAGAAAAAUGUAUUAAACGUGCCAAUCAAAUCAUUAAUGCGUUUAUGAAAUCUAAAUAUGAAGUAAGAGUGCGUGAAUAUUUGGAAUUUGGGAAUAAAUAUUUUCAAGAGCAACCUAUUGAACGUGGCAAAACAUCCAUUUUAACACUUAUUUAUGCCUUAUUUAUCAGAUCAAUUAAACAAAAUUUACGAAAUCCGGGAUUAUUAUGGGCAAAACUUGUUCAAAAAAUUGUCAUGGGUGUAUUUUUGGGUACAUUAUAUUUACAAACUGAAAUGAAUCAAGACGGUAUUAUAAAUAUUAGAGGAGCAUUAUUCUAUUAUAUCUCCGAGCUAACAUAUUCCACCGUAUUCGGUAUACAAACAUUUUUACCAUCUGAUUUUCCAUUAUUGGUACGAGAAUAUCAUGAUGGCAUAUAUCCUGUUAUAUGCUAUUAUUUAUCAAUGAUAAUGUCAUAUUUGCCAAUUUUUACGAUCGAUGGUAUGUGUAUGGUAUGUAUCAGUUACUAUCUGAUCGGUCUUCAUCCAACAUUUACAACAUUUCUGACCACUUUGCUUACUUGCAUACUAAUUGAAUGGUCUGCUAUUAGUGUUGGUAUUAUGCUAAGUUCGAUUUCUCCAUCAUACGCAAUAGCUUUAUCAAUAACAGGGCCAUUAUUAACUGUACUUUCGAUUACCGGUGGUCUUUACAGUAAUGUAAAAACCAUUCAUGAAUCAAUACGAUGGAUACAGUACUUCAGUUGGUUUCGUUUUGGUUAUGAAUCAUUGAUAAUAAACGAAUUUUCUCAUCAUGACAAUAUUAGUUGUUUAUUGUCGAAUGGGCAGCAGGCAACAAUUUGUGAAGGUAGCGGUAAAUCGGUAAUCGAUAACUUAAAUUUUAAAAUAGAUAAUAUGGAAAUGAAUAUGGGUGUUAUGAUAUUCUAUAUUUUAUGUGUUUUUAUUAUUGGUUAUGUUGGUCUUGUCCUACGUGUACAGCUUGCUCGUUAA